Mesorhabditis belari is the source of this 933-nucleotide messenger RNA. NCBI's taxonomy places the organism in Eukaryota, Metazoa, Nematoda, Chromadorea, Rhabditida, Rhabditidae. The record is from the annotation of a GenBank genome assembly.
AUGGAUCAUUCUCGAUCUGCUCUGCACGAUGUACACUCCACCUUUUGCUCGGUACCAUCCGGACUUGGCCAUCUUGCUGACACACACUCAACCACCACACAUCUCCUUCAACCCCUACAGGAUACGUGCGCCUCGUUGACCCCGUUGACAUCACCAUUCGAUCAGCUGCAUCAAGCUUUCUAUCCGACUCACAUCUCACUUCAAGAUCCGCUCAGUUUGCAUGUAAAUCAUGCAAAAUUGCCGAAAAUCGAGUUAUCCUCGUGCAAAGAAGAAACCGAAGAAGAGGAGGCUGAUGUGGAAAGAGAUUUGCCUACAAAAGGGACAAAACCCCGAAGACAACGCACGCAUUUCACAAGUCAUCAGCUGAACGAACUCGAGAGUUGGUUUCAACGAAAUCGCUAUCCCGAUAUGGCCACACGAGAGGAGAUCGCCAUUUGGAUCAGUUUGACCGAGCCGAGAGUCAGGGUUUGGUUCAAGAAUCGUCGAGCGAAAUGGCGCAAACGUGAGCGCAACUAUAUGACCGAUCCCAAAACCCUUCAGGCAAGCGCUUUACCUGGUUCAAUGUGCUCCUCUUCAUCGACGUCAAUGUCUCUUCCCCCAUCAAUUCCAUCAAUGUCUUCCCUCGGCGGUCUCCAUUCGGGACUUGGAAGUCUCGGAACGAUUCAGGUUCAAGGCAGCUUCACCCAAACGUUGAUCCCGCAACACCAGAUCGACUCAUUCUAUGGAUAUGGAGACUCCCCAUGGCAUCCCUAUCAGCCUCGCCCCGGUGCAACCACAUUCAAUUGGAGUGUUAAAGGACAAUUUCCAUCACCAACUCCACUCCCCGUUGUGCCCACAAGUUCAGUCUCAUCGUCCACAUCGAGUAUUGACAAAAACCCAAAGCUGAACCUUGACAGCAGCUCUUAUCUCAACUGUCCCUAUUCUGGGCCUCUU